AUGGCUCGUACCAAGCAAACUGCUCGCAAAUCUACCGGAGGUAAAGCUCCUCGUAAGCAACUGGCUACAAAGGCCGCUCGUAAGUCGGCGCCGUCCACUGGUGGUGUGAAGAAGCCUCAUCGCUAUCGCCCCGGAACCGUCGCUCUUCGUGAGAUUCGUCGUUACCAGAAGUCCACUGAACUUCUUAUCCGCAAGCUGCCCUUCCAGCGUCUUGUCCGCGAAAUCGCUCAGGAUUUCAAAACUGAUCUCCGUUUCCAGUCUGCCGCUAUUGGAGCUCUCCAGGAGGCUUCGGAGGCUUACCUCGUCGGAUUGUUCGAAGACACCAACCUCUGUGCUAUCCACGCCAAGCGUGUCACAAUCAUGCCGAAAGAUAUUCAGCUCGCUCGUCGUAUCCGUGGAGAGAGAGCAUAG
Messenger RNA from Necator americanus (New World hookworm), 411 nucleotides. RefSeq lists its product as uncharacterized. Bases 1 to 411 code for a protein of 136 amino acids. Gene Ontology annotation, molecular function: protein heterodimerization activity; structural constituent of chromatin; DNA binding. The record is from RefSeq and is a predicted model, not a curated record. The transcript is spliced from 3 exons. Lineage: Eukaryota; Metazoa; Nematoda; Chromadorea; Rhabditida; Ancylostomatidae. Gene Ontology annotation, cellular component: nucleus; nucleosome.